Messenger RNA from Clupea harengus (Atlantic herring), 5307 nucleotides. It is a transcript of the gene cry4, whose product is annotated as cryptochrome circadian regulator 4. Gene Ontology annotation, cellular component: cytoplasm; nucleus. Gene Ontology annotation, molecular function: DNA binding; FAD binding. Lineage: Eukaryota; Metazoa; Chordata; Actinopteri; Clupeiformes; Clupeidae. Gene Ontology annotation, biological process: circadian regulation of gene expression; negative regulation of DNA-templated transcription; entrainment of circadian clock by photoperiod. The record is from RefSeq and is a predicted model, not a curated record.
ACCAAUGGAAGGCGAAUAUGAAUGAAACCCCAUCUUGCUAAACAAAAUUCCUCCGGAAAAAAAUGUGCAGUGAAAAAAUGGGACUCUUCAGCGGUGUAGAUUACUGUGUUCACAAACAGUAGAAUUAAUCAAACUCUCGAGUUCUUUAAUGUUGUGCUUUUAUAGACACUUCAAGCCCAGCCUAUACUUUGUGUCAAAAAUGUGUGUAUGCGUCCAAGAUAAUGCCCCAGGAGAGCGAUGUCCUGGCUUGACUGUUCUGAGUCUUGUUUUCAAUCUGUCCGAAAUAUGUUAGUAAAUAAAGCCGUCUUGUUCAAGAGCAACAAUGUGAGAACUAAGCUACUGUAUGCUAUGUCGCGUGUUGUGUGUUUGUUGCUGAUGUUUUAGCUGUUAGCCUUCAGGCUGUGUAUCUCUUUUGUGUUUAGCAGGAGUGGUGUGAUUGUUACUAUGUCGUCCCUGUGUUAUGUUGUUUAAUUCCUGUAUUAGUUUAUUGUUAGUUGUCCACCGUUAAUGUAAUUGUCAGUAUGAAUUAUAUCCUUUCCCUUCCCAGCGUGUCGGUGUAUGAGUUUCCGAGUGUGACUUCCCGUGUACCUACAUUUCAAAAUUAAGCUUUGCAGCCAAAAAGUGAACCUUCGCUGUCCUCAUUUAAAGAGAUCAGAACGCUGCAAUAUAGUGUAAAGUAUAUAACAACUAAAGCUAGUCAUGUGUGUAGAUUUAAAACUAUUUAAUAUUGUUUUCAGAAUGUUAUUUUUUUUAAAAACUACAAUAUUGUGGUAGCCAUGAUACCUUUCGUAGUUCAAUUAGACCAACUACAGUAGACUCCAGGGUGUGUGUGGCGAAAUGCAUUUGAAAAUCACUCAUGUGGGAGUGAAAGAGCAGUCACUACCAUGAGAGAAUCUUUGGUAGGGGUGAAGUAUGUGGGGGUCAAGGUAUUUUGAGUAAGACAUUCAGCUUCUGUGUAAAGGUUUUUACAAAUUUCUAAAUACCGUGUUUUUGAGUAUUUAAUAUAUGAUUCAUGGAGGACAUCGAUUUCUGCAUCUGAAGUGACACGAUUGAUAUGUAGACAUCCCAAAAGAGUUGAAUGGGUCGUCCCAACGAUGCCGGAGUGCAACAGCAGCAAGACAUGGUUGACGUAUAGACUUGUGAUAUGAUUAUUAUGGCAGUAUGUUCGAUGCUAAAUUACCAUGAAUUCGUCAGUUAGUUAAGACUCCCGGAGGGCAUUUAAACUUAACAUUGUCCUGGAGCCCAACCAUAGUCUGCAGUUCCCCGGUCGUCGGAUCCUCUUGCAUGCUUUAAUCUGUUCACAGCUGAUCGCUACAUAAAACAGCUAACUAGAUAAGGUUUUUGCCAGGUUUUAGUCGCCUGGAUUAACUUCGUCUUUCUGUAAAGCUGUCAAAAGGGCCUGGGCCCUGCAGAAGGCCACCGCACACAGCCUCUGCCUCUGCCGCCAUGUCUCACCGCACCAUCCACCUUUUCAACAGAGGCCUGCGUCUCCAUGACAACCCCACCCUGGUGGCGGCCCUGGAGUCGUCGGCGGCCAUGUACCCCGUGUUCCUGCUGGACCGCGCCUUCAUGGAGGGCAGUGUGCGCAUGGGGGCGCUGCGCUGGCGCUUCAUCCUUCAGAGCCUGGAGGACCUCCACCAUAGCCUGCAGAGGCUCGGCUCGCGCCUCUACGUGAUCCAGGGCUCCCAUGAGGCCGUGCUGCGGCGUCUGGUGGCCCAGUGGGGCAUCACCCAGCUCAGCUUUGAUGACGAGGUGGAGCCCCACUAUAAGCAGCUGGACAAGGAGCUGCGCACUCUGGCCAGUGAGCUGAGUCUCAGUGUGCUGAGCUGCGUAGCACACAGCCUAUAUGAUGUUAAGAGAAUAAUCAAAGCCAACAGUGGUCAGCCACCAUUGACAUACAAGAAGUUCCUCCGUGUGUUGUCCGUCCUGGGAGAGCCAGACACGCCUGCUCGAGAAAUCACAGAAACGGACUUCCAGAAGUGCCCUACGCCCGGCGAUGAAGAGGGUGAAGAGCCGUACAAGGUGCCCUCCCUCUCUGAGCUGGGCUUUGAGGUGGAGUACGAGGUGCUGUGGCCAGGAGGGGAGAGCCACGCCCUGAAGAGGCUGGAGAAGCACUUCCAGAGUCAGGGGUGGGUGGCCAACUUCUCCAAGCCGCGCACCAUCCCCAACUCCCUCCUGCCCAGCACCACUGGCCUCAGUCCCUACCUCAGCCUGGGCUGCCUGUCCGUACGCACCUUCUACCACAGACUCUCCAAGGUCUAUGCACAGUCGAAGAACCACUCCCUGCCCCCAGUGUCACUGCAGGGCCAGGUGCUCUGGAGGGAGUUCUUCUACACAGUGGCCUCGGCCACCCCCAACUUUACACGUAUGGUGGGGAACCCCAUCUGCCUGCAGAUCGACUGGUACGAGGACCCCCAGGCCCUGCACAAGUGGAAAAUGGGUCAGACGGGCUUCCCCUGGAUCGACGCCAUCAUGACCCAGCUGCGGCAGGAGGGCUGGGUCCACCACCUGGCCCGCCACGCUGUGGCCUGCUUUCUGACCAGAGGAGACCUGUGGAUCAGCUGGGAGAAGGGCAUGAAGGUAUUUGAGGAGUACCUGCUGGAUGCUGACUACAGUCUGAAUGCGGGAAACUGGAUGUGGCUGUCCGCCAGCGCCUUCUUCCACCGGUACACACGCAUCUUCUGCCCCAUACGCUUCGGCCGACGCACCGACCCCGACGGACACUACCUCAGGAAGUACUUGCCUGUGCUGAAAAACUUCCCAUCUAAAUACAUAUACGAGCCCUGGACCGCCCCUGAACAUGUGCAGCACCAAUCGGGAUGCAUCAUUGGUAAGGACUACCCACUGCCCAUGGUGAACCACCUGGAAGCCAGCCAGAGGAACCUAGCCCUGAUGAAGGAGCUGCGCAUUGAACAGGAAAACACUGCUGAUCUCACUAGAGACAUGGCGGACGACCCGAUGGAGGUGGGGGUGAAACGAAAGCUGCCAGAGGACACCAUUGCCCAGAGAGACGCCACGGAAUAUAACAGCAGCGUCCCUGUGGGAAACAAACGCUGUAGCUCACCGGACGAGAGCAGUUGGACCCCCGACCCGGUCCGACUGCCAGAGAUGAGCAGCAAAGUCGUGUAGACGUCCUUGCCAUGGAUACCCCUUUCCCCUCCCCAGAACUGCGCCCUACUAAACACUACACUUGUGCAUUGGAAUAUGUUUGUGUUCCUUCCCCUUCUCACUCUCACAGAUACUAUGACUCACCCAGCAGCUCACAUUGCUAUCUCUGUUUGCAUCUCUCUAAUUCAACAUAAUAGCUCUGGCUGGCAUUUAUUAGCUUAUUUGCACGAGGAUCCAACGGUCCUGCUUCCACAGCCUGCAUACAUGUAUGCUAGGGACCUGUUGGAUCCUGGCCCUAUAUAUAUAUUUAUAUAUAUAUAUUUUCCCCUCCAGCUUGUAGACUUGCUCUCAGACCUCUGAGCCACAGAUCAUCCCGUCGUAGGUCGAUGUGUGUAUCCACCAGACACUCAGCACUGCCAGCACAUAUGCAUCAGGAGCACCAAAUUCUCCAUGUCGGCUUAACGCCAAGACCACUGGUUACGUUUGAGGCUUUAGUCCUGGUUGGGGAAGACUUUCAGGACCCCAGUCCUCUCAGAGAAAACUAAGACUAAUGAGACUUUUUCAGAGGCAUGAUAGGAAGGCCAAAGGAAGUCAUGCUUGGGAGGAUUUCACAUGUCGCUUUGCAGAUACAUUUGGCUACCUCUUCUCAAUUAGGAUUGAUUUAGAUUUUUUGUUUUGUUUGUUUGUUUGUUUGUUUGUCACAGCCCUCCACACCUACAGUGGGUAUGUUUGAAUAUUGAUCAUGCAUCUUACUGUUAUUCAUUCAACUCCUUUGAAUGGGAUUAGGGCACGGACUGAGCUGGCUCUGGCUAACAAAGGUUACUCACCUGCUGCCAUUCGCUUGAUUUAUUAGAGCCUGGCAUGUAUACCUUCAGGACUCUCAAGAAACUGAAUUAAAAGGGUAUACUCCUGACUCUGAACCCACACUUUUUUUUUCUAUGCAGUCCAAAUGAAGGAGUUGAAAACCUGCACUGAAAUCCAAUCUAAGCAACUCUUUCUGGAGGUUUAGCCAGUGGAUAUGGGCCUUUUAGAUUUCUUUAUAUCUUCAUAGGAUACUCACCCACAAAAAUCCUAGUGGUAGGUUUGGUGUGUCUAGUAGCUGUAACCUUCACAAGUAUUUGAAAUUGUCCACAAAAAUGAUUGUUGACAUGGCAACAGUAACACUCACUGCUACAGAGAACAGCGUGCUUCCCAAUACUCUGUCUUACCGCUUUGUGAUAUUCUAAUCAUAGGAAUAAGGAAAUAAACAUUAUUUUUAUGUGCAUGUGCUAGAGUAUUUGACUACUUUGAAACGACAUUGCAUUUACCGGGGUAUACAGGCCUUGCCUGGUUCUGUGCAUGUUUUUUUUACCACCAGUGCCACAGGCACUGAUUGUAUUGUUAACCUAUAAAGUGGACAUUUAUGGUGAUGUAUGUAAGUGAUGUUGAUCUAACAUAAAAAGGCCAAAUCGGGCGUAAAUCCUGUAAUUUCACUUAUCGGUGGUGGGGCAAACUCAUUACAUCAGACCUAAGAGUUGACUAGUAAGGGAAGAAGUAAGUCCAACAGGUUUGGGUUUUCUGAUCAUAGGCCUUAAUACAAUGGCAGUCUCUGUUUGCCUAAUAAAAUUGCCCAAACUGAAGGCAGAUAUGCACACGCAUAUGAAUAUGUGGUAUAGGAAAUGCUCUGAAUGUUGUGAGGUUCUGGGGAUGCCUCAUGAGUGUCUUGUUGUUCAGAUGCUGCUUCAAAGCUUAAUUUGUAUUUAAAAUGAUGGCCCCUUGGGAUGAGACAGUCUUUCAGAUCUGUUAGACUGCUUUUGUAAAACCAUCAUGCUUGUGAAUUCCAAUCAGAUAGUCAACAUUUGCUUUGGAAUGUCGAUCUGAAAAUCAGAUUACCUGCAGUUACUGCACACAUCUGAGCCAACACUCUGAUCCUCUGCAACGCGCACCGUCUCUCACACCUCAGCAUUCAGCUGAUUAAACGGCAUCUGGUGUUGACCUGUCACUACCCAGGUUGAAAUUCCCUCCUCCUAGUGAAAGAAGAAGUGAAUGAGAAAGGCACUUUAGACAAUGCCACCCCCCAACACGGGUCAUGGGUAUCAGCAUUGCAGAAUAGGACUUCCAGCAUCACCUCGCUAUGCAUUGCAGCAUUUGUAUCAAACAUCGGGAUUCAUUUUUAUUAAGAUGUGCAUUACAUUAAUAAAAAACAAAUGUAACACUUGU